Messenger RNA from Talaromyces proteolyticus, 2772 nucleotides. RefSeq names its product cyclic nucleotide-binding domain protein. The transcript is spliced from 2 exons. The record is from RefSeq and is a predicted model, not a curated record. The coding region runs from base 1 to 2772 and encodes 923 amino acids. NCBI's taxonomy places the organism in Eukaryota, Fungi, Ascomycota, Eurotiomycetes, Eurotiales, Trichocomaceae. Gene Ontology annotation, molecular function: protein-containing complex binding; protein binding.
AUGCGGCGACAGCGCCGGUCCAGCAGUGGUGCCUCCACCAAGGCGGCCGCUCCCAUUCCGGAGGCCGUCUCGCUGAUACACUCCUUUGAUUCGGCCACGAACCCCAACCGACCUGCUCGUCCGUCUCCGCUGGCCUUCUCGCAGAUCCAGGGCAUGCCGCUGGAACUGAUUGACCGAAUUCGCAACUUCCCUUUGUUCCAAUCCACGCCAGACUCGUUCCUUGCUGAGGUGGGCUUGCACCUGCGUCCACAGCUCCAUGCGCCCAAUGACUAUAUUGUGUCCGAGGGAGACGAGGCCAAGGCCAUGUAUUGGCUGGUUAGGGGCGCCGUCGCUGUCACCUCGCGGGAUGGGGAAAGUGUCCACGCAGAAUUGAAACCGGGAGCCUUCUUUGGCGAGAUUGGCGUGUUGAUGGACCGGCCUCGUACUGCGACCAUCGUCGCGCGCACGCGAUGUCUGCUCGUCGUCCUCACCAAGGAGGAUUUCCACAAGAUCCUCCCCCGAUUCCCCGAAGUCGAGCGCGCCAUCCGAGAAGAGGCUCUUGAACGGCUGAUGAUCCUUGAAAAGAAGACUGUUAAAGAGCCGUCGAAAACAGUGGGCAUGAACCGCAGAGGUUCCAAGAGACUGCGCGAGAGUCUCUCAGGCCUGACGCCGGGAGAAGAGAACGACUUGAGGGCGAUGAAUAUCCACAAGAAGCGCAAAUCCCCGAGCCCAGGGUUAGCUGACAUCUCAUCGAGUGUGCUUGCAAACGGUUUAGUCAACGUACGUUUGCUGUUGAAAGAAAUGCCCCUAUUUUCCAGCCUCCCUCCGGAUCUUCUCCAUUUCCUAGGCCUCAAACUUCAACCUUUAUCAUACCCCCCUUUUACGGAUAUCAUUCGGCAAGAUACCCUGGGUCGUGAAAUUUACUUCAUUGUUCGCGGUGAGGUGGAGGUUCUCAAUGAGAACCGGGACCCAAAUAAUCCUCGGAGAGGGUCAGACGAUCAAGGCGGUCGCGGCGUGCAAGUCAAGGCCCGUUUACACCAGGGUCAAUACUUUGGCGAGAUCGUUAGUUUGUCCUUGACCCCCCGCCGAACAGCAACCGUCAGAUCAGUGACCUCUGUCGAGUGUUUGAUGUUGGACGGUGAUGUUUUAGUAGAAUUUUGGGAGAAAUGUCCUGAUGAUCUACGAAAACAAAUCGAAAAUACUGCCAAAAGCCGACUUGAAUCGGCUGCAGAUAACGAUAUUCUCAUGCCUGAUGCCAAAGACCCAACUCCGCCUAUCAACCAAUUAAGUAUUAAUGACACACUCAAGAUUACCAGUCUUCGCCGAAAAUCAAUGCCUAUGGUCACCCUGACUGAAUCUGAAUUGGACAAUACCCAAAAUACCCCUGGAGAUACAGACGUUCCGGUUUUGAGCCCAUCUGACCCUGAUCCUUUCUUGAAUGUAGGUCUCGACAAUGUCAAGCUUAGAUCCCGUCGAGGCUCGGCGGCUAUUAUUUCUCCAAAGGAGCCUUCAGGUGCAGACAUCAGCCGACAGACAACGCCUAGUGAAACACGCUCCAGCAGUUCCCUCCCCGCGGCAGCUCAGACAAAUGGCAAGGUUCCUUCGAGACAGCGAUCAGGAACCUUACAUGAACGAUACAAGCCGGGAAGUCGUGGUUUCCUGCCAGAUAAUGUGCUCAUAGGUAUUUUUCAACGAUUAGAACUACAUGAUCUACUACACCUGCGCGCAGUAUCCAUCCACUGGUCGGAGAUAUUAACAAACUCGCCCAACCUCUGCCAAUACCUAGACCUCAGCACUUACAACCGCAGAGUAACUGAUCAUGCGCUCUCAACGGUCAUAUGUCCUUUUGUGCGAGAUCGUCCACGUUACAUUGACAUCAACAAUUGUUUCCAUAUCACCGACGAGGGCUUUAGCAACUUGGCAAAGACAUGUGGUCACAACGUUCGAUCUUGGAAAAUGAAAAGCGUGUGGGAUGUAACGGCUACCGCCAUCCUUGACAUGGCAGGAAAGGCAACGGAACUUCAAGAGGUGGAUUUGAGCAACUGUCGGAAAGUGAGCGACACACUGUUGGCGAGGCUUGUCGGAUGGACAGUUCCAACAGCAACGUUGGCACAGCACAACCAAGUUCUUCGAAGCAGCAUAAAACCAACUUUACAGACGGCUAAUGGUGCAGUUUAUGGUUGCCCACAACUGAAAAAGUUAACCUUGUCAUACUGUAAACAUGUUACCGAUCGCUCAAUGCAUCACAUCGCUUCCCACGCUGCUUCACGCAUAGAGCAGGUCGAUCUGACAAGGUGUACGACUAUUACCGAUCAAGGCUUCCAAUACUGGGGUAAUGCUCAGUUUACAAGACUGCGGAAACUUUGCCUGGCUGACUGCACCUACUUGACUGAUCAUGCGAUCGUGUGCUUGACAAAUGCCGCGAAGAAUUUACAGGAACUAGACCUGUCAUUUUGCUGCGCUUUGUCAGAUACAGCUACCGAAGUCCUGGCCCUGCAAUGUCCUCAGUUGUUGAAGCUGAACAUGUCGUUUUGUGGAUCAGCAGUUUCAGACCCGUCAUUAAGAAGCCUCAGUCUACACCUUCUGCUUUUGCAAGAACUGUCUGUUCGAGGCUGCGUUCGCGUAACGGGUACUGGAGUCGAAGCCGUUGCAGAUGGCUGUCAGAACCUGAAAUAUUUCAAUGUCAGCCAGUGCAAAAAUCUCACACUAUGGUUGGAGCAUGGAGGUCAAACUCGAUAUCAGAACAAGAUAUAUUUCGAAACCGUUACCAGGGAUGGUAGCCUGUUUCGAUGA